Microbotryum saponariae is the source of this 1032-nucleotide messenger RNA. NCBI's taxonomy places the organism in Eukaryota, Fungi, Basidiomycota, Microbotryomycetes, Microbotryales, Microbotryaceae. The record is from the annotation of a GenBank genome assembly.
AUGGCCCCCAAGAAAGCCGCCAAGCCCGCUGGAGAGACCGCCACCGUACGUUGUUGCUGAAAUACAUGGGAGGACGAGGAUCUUUCUCCGGGAACCCCGUAACGUGAGCUGCGAGCUGACCCCUCCCCCCUCUCUACCGCCUAUGGGCUUUUUUUCCUCGCCUCGUCUCGGCUCGCGGCCGUAUGUGUGUACGGUGGUUCGUUCGUCAUCCCGUAGACCUCGUUGGGCCCCAACCUCAAGGAGGGUGAACUUUGCUUCGGUGUUGCCCACAUCUUUGGUCAGUCAGAGCAAUACCACCACGUGCUAGCGUCUACAGAGCUCCAAGCUGACGCUCCCCUGCCCCGCCCUGAAUGCGUCCUCUGCCUGUGCUCGCUCGUGCCUACUGUCCCCGUAACCCGUAACCCGUAACCCGUCUCGCCUACGCCCUGCUCGACCCGUGAACCAACAGCCUCGUUCAACGACACUUUCGUCCAUGUAACCGAUCUUUCGGGCAAGGAAACCAUCGCUCGUGUCACUGGUGAGUUGUCGUCAUCCAUGUUUCCCGUCCCCAGCCAGCCAGCCCGCCAGCCCGUGCAGAGGCCGGCUUGGCCUUACGCGCGUGCCUGCUUGCGGAGGGGAGCAGCCGGACUUUUGAGCCGAGCUGCUUGCUGCAUCGCGAAACACGACUGCCCCAUCGAAGCCGGCGAUCCGAUCAAGUCGCGCCAAGAUCAGAACACACGACUGACGCAGCACCCCUUGUCUCUCACAGGUGGUAUGAAGGUCAAGGCCGAUCGUGACGAGUCGUCCCCCUACGCCGCCAUGUUGGCCGCGCAGGACGUCGCCGUCCGUUGCCGCGAGAUCGGCAUCACGGCCUUGCACAUCAAGAUCCGUGCGACCGGUGGUGUCGGAACCAAGACCCCCGGCCCCGGUGCCCAGUCCGCCCUCCGCGCCUUGGCCCGUGCCGGUAUGAGGAUCGGUAGGAUCGAGGACGUCACCCCCGUCCCCACCGACUCGACCAGGAGAAAGGGUGGUCGUCGCGGUCGUCGUUUGUAA